Messenger RNA from Vespa mandarinia (Asian giant hornet), 2099 nucleotides. RefSeq names its product ceramide phosphoethanolamine synthase-like. The record is from RefSeq and is a predicted model, not a curated record. NCBI's taxonomy places the organism in Eukaryota, Metazoa, Arthropoda, Insecta, Hymenoptera, Vespidae.
AAGAAAGCGAUUAGGAGGUUUAUAUAUUAUUAACUGUAAUAAAAAGGAAAAAAACGAUAUGAAAGAAAGUGAUAUGUCAAGAAUGAAGGUGAAGGGAAAGAAAUAUAGUCGAGUAAAAGAUUUAUUAUGCGUGAUUACGUGCGAUGCGACGACGCAUGGACACAAUCGUCGCCGCGAGGAGUUAAGGUAGAUUAUUGAAGUUAGAGCGACUCCGCGAGUGACUCAGUAAGCUUCAGUUCCGUCUGCCGAAUGGUCAAAAGUGUUACCUUUGACACGAAUCUUUGAUUUGUUUUCUAUUUUUAUUUUUAUUUUUUUAAUAUAUUCUUCAUCGAACUUAUCAGAUCUUUUACGAGAAUAAUACGAUCAAAGUGUGUUCGUAGAAUUUGUGUAAGAAAUUAUUCGAUAUUAUUAUUGGAGAAUAAAAAAGAAUUGUGCUUUACAAAAAUCAUAGGAGAUAAAAACAAAAGAGCAUUGUUUUAUUUCUUGUAAAAGAGAAAUAAAAAGGAAAACAAAGGAAGAAAGAAAGAAAGAAAAAAAAAUAACAUGGCUAUACACUACGAUCUGGUGAAUAAACUGACUCUAGCAUUUCUCGCAGUAUCGAUAAUAUAUUUCAUCGUAAUGGACAUAUUAUUGUAUUUGAGAGUGAAGAAUUAUCCUGUGAAAGAAACGGUGAACGAUACACCACUGUAUCGACCAAUGAUAUCAUGCGAUUUGAAUCCCCUUUGCGCGGUAACAGUGAAGGGUUUGACAUUGGAUCAUCCGAAUCAUUUUCUCUUGAGUCCGUUGGCCGCUCUGAUGGAUAAGAUUUUGGGUAUUAGCAAAUCAUGGUAUUGGUUGACGCCAAAUUUAAUAAGUGGUUUUCACGUGUUAGUCGCUGUGUUAGCGGGCAAAUGUGUUUCGAGCGAGUCCCUGACGCAAAGACGUCUCGGCGUUAUGCUCUUUCAAGUGAGAACAUAGCUAGACGAUUUGGACGGCCACAUAGCGAGACAGAGAGCAAACAUAUCGGGUGAACGAUCGGACGUUGGUUCACCUGGUUAUUUCGUUGAUGGUUUUUGCGAUGCUCUUGGAUGCAUCGCUUUGAUCGUCGGCCUUUAUUACUUCAUUAUUCGCUCUCCAUCCAGACGAGGAGGAUACGAUAAGAUGCAAACGUUACCUUUAACAUCUGUCGUCUUAGAUACGACUCAUUACGUAUCAUCUUCGAACACGUCAAUAAGGAACAUCGCACUUCCUAAUGUUCUCUUGUUGAUCGGUCAUCUGAUCGUUGCCAGUGCCGCAUGGAAUCGUUAUAUAUGGCUUUAUCAGGAUCUUUUGGAUCUAGAUAUCGAACCAUUCACAAUCAACACCGAACUUCUACAUCUACGACAAACCAAUGUACUUAGAAGUAAUUCAUUCUGGUUCGUCGCUCUAAGCUGGAAAAUGUUCAAUGUACAUGCAGCCAUGGAUUAUCUUUUACUGGCAAUAUUUUUUAAUCGUGUUUGGGAAUAUAUGAAACUGUCCAGAUGGUCGUCCUACAUUCUUAUAUUUUUACUUAUCUAUUUGACAGAAUUUCAUUAUCAGUAUGCUUAUGAUUAUGUACAUAUGGUACCUAUAAUUGUUGAUGGCGUGACAUCUUCCUCGGUCGGCCUUAUUCAUCGAUGAUAGAUUGAUUAUUUAUCUGUCUUUAUCUCUCGACUAUAUAUAUAUAUAUUUUUUUUCUUCUUCUCUCCCUUUUUAUUAACAAUCUUAUCUAGAUUAUUUGAUGUUUCAUUGAUACGUCGACGUUUAUUGCUAUCAAAAUUAUAUAUAAGUUCACCAUAUCGAUGUGAAGAAUCCUUUAACGAUUAUCUUUAGUUCAUUACUACGAUCGAUACAAACUUCAUUUACUUCUGUAAAUUUUUUUUAUAUCGAUAGUAUCUACGUGACUUUGACGAUAUAUCUUUCGAAAAUGUAGGAGAAAGAAAGGACACAAAUAUUUCGUAUUAUUGUGAUUACAGGUAAAAUCUUAUCGAUAUGUUUUAACGGAGAAAAAUGUAUUGACUAAAUUUAUUUCUCUCAUUUACGAGUUGAUUAUCGAUAAGAGAAUUAUCGCGUACGAUUAAAAAAAAAAAAAAAAAAAAAAA